Perkinsus marinus ATCC 50983 is the source of this 1320-nucleotide messenger RNA. Its product is annotated as Sodium/hydrogen exchanger, putative. Bases 1 to 1320 code for a protein of 439 amino acids. The record is from RefSeq and is a predicted model, not a curated record. Gene Ontology annotation, cellular component: membrane. Gene Ontology annotation, molecular function: sodium:proton antiporter activity. NCBI's taxonomy places the organism in Eukaryota, Perkinsozoa, Perkinsida, Perkinsidae. The transcript is spliced from 12 exons. Gene Ontology annotation, biological process: proton transmembrane transport.
AUGUCCAGCCUUGACAACGACACCUCAGCCUAUGAGAGUUUAGUGUCGGUAAAUUCAAUUCUCUUCUCAACUGCAUUGCUCCUGACGUUCGUAUGGGGGUACUUUAUAAAUACGGGGAAGUCUCGACAUAUAUCGCAGUCGACUGGAGCUGUUAUUAUUGGGUUCAUCAUGGGAGUCCAACAGCCUAUUGAAGGUACCGAUCCAGUAGCAGUGAUGGCGCUCAUGAGGGGGUCCAAAUACCGACCCAAUAAGACAUUGCAUUCUCUGGUCUUCGGUGAGAGCGUCUUGAACGAUGCAGUGGCAAUCGUCUUGUUUGCAUCCUAUCAACACGUUUACUUUAGCGAUCAAGAAGUCCCGUCGGGGAUUUCACGGAGUCCCCUAUUGGGCUUCUUGACAGUUACGUUGGGGUCGAUCAUAUUCGGUGUCCUCAGUGGAGCUCUGGUUAGCGGCACCUACCGCAAGUCGUCUCUGGGCGAGUACCCUAAAUACGAGAUAGCCUGUAUGUUCUUGUCUAUUUACCUCACGUUCUCCCUAGCUGAGCUCCUUGGUCUGAGUGGAAUCAUGACGAUAUUCUUCUUUGGAUUAAUUCUCGGUCGUUAUAACUUCCACAACUUAUCCAAAGCGUCACAAGUAGCUUCAAAACUGGUCUUCGAAACUAUCGCUUUUAUAUCAGAGACUUUGGUCUUCCUUUACCUUGGCGUAGUAGCUUGCAUGUCUAUAGGAGAGUAUCAUUGGAACCUCUUACUGAUAAUCUUCACUAUGUUACUCAUUGUGUUCGCUAGAGCGUGUAAUGUGUUCCCUCUAGCAUGGGUCUUAAACCAUUCAACUCGACAUGAGCCUAUCUCUCGGAACUCCCAGAUUGUGUUGUGGCUGGCAGGAAUAAGAGGAGCUAUUGCCUUCGUUCUGAUGUUACGUGUACCCGCUAGAGUUGGUGAUGAUACCCGAGAUCUCCUCGUCACCACUACUAUAUCAGUGGUUUUCAUUACAACACUAGCAGGAGAGUCCCUGGUAGAGCGCGUCGCUGUUAUGUUGGGGGAGUUGCGGCCUGUAGUAGGCGUUCUAUCAUCACACGACGCAACGACUGAGCCGGAGAUUACUAUUUCUGGUUCAACUCUGGAUACUCCUCUAUUUUAUGUGCCGCCGUCUGGUGCACCUACUGGUCAAGCAACGUUGACUAUGGAGCUCGCCGAGAGGCUCAGUGGGGCGAUCGAGUACGUGGAUCGGAAAUAUAUUCAACGGCAUCUUGGGGGGGCAGACGAUCAGUCCAUGCUUGAGGACGCUAGCAGUCAUCAUCAUCUAAGUGACUUUUCUCAGCAGUGA